UGGGGCGGCCGGGCUCCCCUCCAAGAUGGCGGCGGCGGUGGCCUCAGCGGCGCGGAGCCUGGCGCGUGUCUCCCGGGGGGGCCUCCUGCUCCCGCCCCCGCCCCGAGGGCCCUGCCCGCGGGCUAACAUGGCAUCUCUGUCUAGUCUCUCCCGGGGCAGGAAGGUGGCCCUGACUACCUUGGGUGUGUUGACGGCAGGCGGAGCGGGCCUGGCCUUGGCCCUUCACACAGCAGUGAAUGCUGGGGAGCUGGAGAUGCAUCCCCCCCAAUAUCCCUGGAGCCACGCCGGGUUGCUGUCCAGCCUGGAUCACAGCAGCAUUCGGCGUGGCUAUCAGGUGUACAAGCAGGUGUGUUCUGCCUGCCACAGCAUGGAUUACCUGGCCUUCCGCAACCUUGUCGGAGUCAGUCACACGGAAGCUGAAGCCAAGGCCUUAGCCGCAGACGUUGAGGUGCAGGACGGACCCAAUGAAGAUGGUGAGAUGUUUAUGCGUCCCGGCAAGCCUUCCGAUUACUUUCCUAAGCCUUACCCCAAUCCUGAAGCAGCCCGGGCAGCUAACAACGGGGCACUCCCCCCAGACCUCAGCUAUAUCGUCAACGCUAGGCACGGUGGAGAGGACUACGUCUUCUCCCUUCUCACUGGCUACUGCGAUCCGCCUGCUGGGGUGACACUGCGGGAGGGGCUGUACUACAACCCGUAUUUCCCUGGGCAGGCUAUUGGUAUGGCCCCACCCAUCUACAAUGAGAUCUUGGAAUUCGAGGACGGGACCCCGGCCACCAUGUCACAAAUAGCCAAGGACGUCUGCACCUUCUUGCGAUGGGCAGCGGAGCCAGAGCACGAUGAUCGCAAGCGGAUGGGCCUGAAGAUGCUGUUGAUCUCAGCCAUGCUGACGCCCCUCUUUUAUUACUUGAAACGGCACAAGUGGUCAGUCCUUAAGAGCAGGAAGAUUGCUUACCGGCCUCCCAAGUGAGAUGUUCCAGGGGCCUGGACCAACCGACCUCUGCUGCCUGCGUGGGACUGCCUCUGCUGCCCCAGGAAUGUCUAUACGGGCCGGCAGGAGGACGGGUGCUCCUCUCCAGUGCUGUUUCUGUUAUUUAAUGUUUCUCCAUCCAUGCAGUCACCCAUGGAGCCUUGGGAAGAGGACCCUGGGAGCCAGGGGUGGCAGCUGCCCAAUAAACAUACGUCUUCAACCA
Heteronotia binoei (common prickly gecko) is the source of this 1190-nucleotide messenger RNA. Its product is annotated as cytochrome c1, heme protein, mitochondrial. Lineage: Eukaryota; Metazoa; Chordata; Lepidosauria; Squamata; Gekkonidae. The record is from RefSeq and is a predicted model, not a curated record. The transcript is spliced from 7 exons. The coding region runs from base 26 to 967 and encodes 313 amino acids. Gene Ontology annotation, biological process: mitochondrial electron transport, ubiquinol to cytochrome c. Gene Ontology annotation, molecular function: electron transfer activity; heme binding.